AAAGGGAGACCUCAUUACGCAGGCGCUCUGGGCUUCUAAUUUUUUUUUUUUUAAUCCCCGCACCAAGCGCUUAACCUCAUUGGGGUGGAGGAGAAGGCGGCGGCCGUGUGGUCCGCAGCGGCAACAGGAGCGGAUAAUACGGCCAAUGGACCGCUGAAGUAUGAAGUAUUUCAGACCCGGGAGGAGAGCGUCACCCUGCCACUCACUCCUUUCUCCCCUACUGGUUAUUUAAAUUGGGCUUUUAAUAUCCUCCCAGCUGUUCUUCAGCCACACAUGGUGCAUUGCUGCCAUUCCCCGGAUUGCAUCUUUGACACACAGGCUCUUAGUAACCUUCAGCAAACAAAGAGGCCGCCUCCGGGGGCCGCUCACGGGGAGGGCGUCACCCCCUCCGCCCUCUAGCUUCGGUGGCUCUGGGUUGGAAUUCCGCCAUGGAGCCUCGCAUGGAGGCCUGCCUGGCACAGGUGCUGCAGAAGGAUGUGGGGAAACGGCUGCAGGUUGGCCAAGAACUGAUAGACUAUUUCUCAGACAAACAGAAGUCUGCCGACCUCGAGCAUGACCAGACCAUGUUAGACAAACUUGUGGAUGGACUCGCUACCUCUUGGGUGAACUCUAGCAAUUAUAAGGUGGUUCUCCUGGGCAUGGACAUCCUGUCCGCGUUGGUCACCCGGUUGCAGGAUCGGUUCAAGGCGCAGAUCGGUACAGUGCUGCCGAGUUUAAUAGACAGACUGGGAGAUGCUAAAGACUCUGUGAGGGAGCAGGACCAGGCCCUGCUGCUGAAGAUCAUGGAUCAGGCUGCUAAUCCCCAGUACGUGUGGGACCGGAUGCUGGGCGGCUUCAAGCACAAGAACUUCCGCACCCGGGAAGGCACGUGUCUCUGCCUCAUGGCCACCCUCAACAGCUCUGGAGCUCAUACAUUAACACUAAGCAAGAUCGUGCCACAUAUAUGUAACCUGCUCGGAGAUCCCAACAGCCAGGUUCGAGAUGCAGCAAUAAACAGCUUAGUGGAAAUUUACAGACAUGUAGGAGAACGUGUGAGGGCAGAUCUCAGUAAAAAAGGAUUGCCACAGUCCCGGUUGAAUGUAAUUUUUACAAAAUUUGAUGAAGUCCAAAAAUCUGGAAACAUGAUACAAUCUGCGAAUGAUAAAAAUUUUGAUGAUGAAGAUUCUGUGGAUGGCAAUAGACCGUCUUCCGCCAGCUCCACUUCGUCCAAAGCUCCAGCAAGCUCGCGGAGAAACGUUGGAAUGGGGACCGCCCGGAGGCUCGGCUCCUCGUCUCUCGGAUCCAAGUCUUCAGCUGCAAAAGAAGGAGCUGGUGCUGUUGAUGAAGAGGAUUUUAUUAAAGCAUUUGAUGAUGUGCCUGUAGUCCAGAUUUAUUCCAGCCGAGACCUUGAGGAGUCCAUAAACAAGAUUAGGGAAAUACUGUCUGAUGACAAGCAUGACUGGGAGCAAAGAGUAAAUGCCCUAAAAAAGAUUAGAUCUUUACUCUUGGCUGGUGCUGCCGAGUAUGAUAACUUCUUCCAGCACUUACGGCUUUUGGACGGAGCCUUUAAACUGUCGGCUAAGGAUCUACGGUCUCAGGUCGUGCGGGAGGCUUGUAUCACGCUGGGGCACCUGUCGUCAGUACUGGGGAAUAAGUUUGACCAUGGCGCUGAAGCCAUCAUGCCAACGAUCUUUAAUUUAAUCCCAAAUAGUGCCAAAAUCAUGGCCACCUCGGGGGUUGUAGCUGUCAGGUUAAUCAUUCGGCACACGCACAUCCCAAGGCUAAUCCCCGUCAUAACAAGCAACUGCACCUCCAAGUCUGUUGCAGUUAGAAGGCGCUGCUUUGAAUUUUUAGAUCUACUUUUACAAGAGUGGCAGACACAUUCACUGGAGCGACACAUAUCAGUAUUAGCUGAAACGAUAAAGAAGGGAAUACAUGAUGCGGAUUCAGAAGCAAGGAUAGAAGCCAGAAAGUGUUACUGGGGUUUCCACAGUCACUUCAGCAGGGAGGCAGAGCACCUGUACCACACGCUGGAGUCCUCCUACCAGAAGGCCCUGCAGACCCACCUCAAGAGCUCGGACAGCGUGGUGUCGCUGCCGCAGUCGGACCGCUCAUCCUCCAGCUCCCAGGAGAGCCUCAAUCGGCCGCUCUCUGCCAAAAGAAGUCCUACUGGCAGUACCACCUCCAGAGCUUCCACGGUCAGCACCAAGUCCGCAUCCACCGCAGGGUCCCUGCAGCGGUCUCGAAGCGACAUCGACGUGAACGCAGCCGCCAGCGCCAAAUCCAAGAUCUCCUCGGCUGCCGGCGCAGCGCCCUUCAGCUCGGCCGCGGCCUUACCUCCGGGCUCGUAUGCGUCCUUAGAUGGUACUGCCACUAAAGCGGAGGGCCGGAUCCGCACGCGACGGCAGAGCUCCGGGAGCGCCACCAACGUCGCCUCUACACCUGACAGUCGGGGCCGCAGUCGCGCCAAAGUGGUCUCGCAGUCCCAGCGAUCCAGAUCUGCUAAUCCUGCUGGUGCUGGCAGCCGGUCCAGUUCCCCAGGGAAAUUGUUGGGAAGUGGUUAUAGUGGCCUUGCUGGGGGUUCCUCAAGAGGCCCACCUGUGACACCUUCUUCAGAAAAGCGAAGCAAGAUCCCCAGGAGUCAGGGGUGUAGUCGAGAAACAAGUCCAAGCCGCAUGGGAUUAGACCGCUUUGGGCUCGGCCAGGCAGGAAGGAUUCCUGGUUCUGUGAACGCCAUGCGGGUUCUGAGCACCAGCACAGAUCUGGAAGCUGCUGUCGCUGACGCUUUGCUGUUAGGAGACUCCAGGAGCAAGAAGAAGCCCGUGAGGAGGCGCUACGAACCCUACGGCAUGUACUCUGACGACGACGCCAACAGCGACGCCUCCAGCGUCUGCUCCGAGCGCUCCUACGGCUCCCGCAACGGGGGCGUCCCCCACUACCUGCGCCAGACCGAGGACGUGGCCGAGGUGCUCAACCACUGCGCCAGCUCCAACUGGUCCGAGAGGAAGGAAGGGCUUCUGGGUCUGCAGAACCUGCUCAAGAGCCAGAGGACGCUGAGUCGAGUAGAAUUGAAACGAUUGUGUGAGAUUUUCACCCGAAUGUUUGCUGACCCUCACAGCAAGAUUGCUGAUUCAGAACAUGAGGAUAAAGAAAGAAAUUUGUUUUCAUCAGAAGGCUCUUGUACAAGAGUUUUCAGUAUGUUUUUGGAGACUCUUGUGGAUUUCAUAAUAAUUCAUAAGGAUGACUUGCAAGACUGGCUUUUUGUUCUUCUCACACAAUUGCUGAAGAAAAUGGGAGCGGAUUUACUUGGAUCUGUGCAAGCAAAAGUUCAGAAGGCUCUUGAUGUCACAAGGGACUCCUUUCCAUUUGAUCAACAAUUUAACAUUUUGAUGCGAUUUAUUGUGGAUCAGACUCAAACUCCUAACCUCAAGGUCAAAGUUGCAAUCCUGAAGUACAUUGAGUCUCUCGCCAGGCAGAUGGACCCAACAGAUUUCGUAAACUCUAGUGAGACAAGGCUUGCUGUUUCUAGAAUUAUAACCUGGACAACAGAACCAAAGAGUUCAGACGUGAGAAAGGCAGCACAAAUUGUGCUCAUCUCUCUGUUUGAAUUGAACACUCCUGAAUUUACCAUGUUACUUGGUGCCUUGCCAAAAACAUUCCAGGAUGGUGCCACCAAACUCCUGCACAACCACCUCAAGAAUUCCAGUAACACCAAUGUGGGCUCUCCAAGCAACACCAUUGGUCGGACUCCCUCCCGACACCCCAGCAGCCGGACCAGCCCCCUGACCUCACCCACCAACUGCUCCCAUGGUGGCCUGUCUCCAAGUCGGUUGUGGGGUUGCAGUGCCGAUGGGCUGUCGAGGCACCCACCUCCCUUUCCUCAGCCUAACUCCAUCCCCACCGCUCCCUCCCACAAGACUCUCAGGCGCUCUUACUCUCCCAGCAUGCUGGACUACGAUACAGAAAACCUGAACUCUGAAGAAAUCUAUAGCUCUUUGCGUGGAGUGACCGAAGCCAUUGAGAAGUUUAGUUUUCGAAGCCAAGAGGAUCUGAAUGAGCCCAUUAAAAGAGAUGGCAGAAAGGACUGCGAUAUUGUGUCCCGUGAUGGUGGCAUCGCCUCCCCUGCCCCCGAGGGCCGGGGCGGCAGCGAGGUGGUGGAAGGAGGCCGGACGGCUCUGGACAACAAGACCUCCCUCCUCAACACGCAGCCCCCUCGCGCCUUCCCGGGGCCGCGGGCGCGGGACUACAGCCCCUACCCCUACUCGGACACCAUCAGCGCCUAUGACAAGACCGCCCUGAAGGAGGCCGUGUUCGACGAUGACAUGGAGCAGCUGCGAGACGUGCCCGUUGACCACUCGGACCUGGUGGCAGACCUCCUGAAGGAGCUGUCCAACCACAACGAGCGCGUGGAGGAGCGGAAGGGCGCGCUGCUGGAGCUGCUCAAGAUCACGCGCGAGGACAGCCUGGGCGUCUGGGAGGAGCACUUCAAGACCAUCCUGCUGCUGCUGCUCGAGACCCUCGGGGACAAGGAUCAUUCCAUCCGAGCACUGGCUCUCAGAGUGUUGCGGGAAAUCCUGAGAAACCAGCCAGCGAGGUUUAAAAACUACGCGGAGCUGACGAUCAUGAAGACCCUGGAGGCCCACAAAGACUCCCACAAGGAGGUGGUGAGGGCUGCCGAGGAGGCUGCAUCCACGCUGGCCAGUUCCAUCCACCCAGAGCAGUGCAUCAAAGUGCUGUGCCCCAUCGUCCAGACAGCCGACUACCCCAUCAACCUGGCCGCCAUCAAGAUGCAGACCAAAGUCGUCGAGAGGAUCGCCAAGGAGUCCUUGCUGCAGCUCCUCGCAGACAUCAUCCCAGGCCUGCUGCAGGGUUACGACAACACCGAAAGCAGCGUGCGCAAGGCCAGUGUGUUUUGCUUAGUAGCAAUUUAUUCCGUAAUCGGAGAAGAGCUGAAACCUCACCUGGCACAGCUUACGGGGAGCAAGAUGAAGCUGCUCAACUUAUACAUAAAGAGGGCGCAGACCACGAACAGCAACAGCAGCUCCUCCUCCGACGUCUCGACCCACAGCUAAUGCAACGCCAGAAUCUCUGUGUAGCCCUGGAAGCAAUCGGUGGUGCCUCAGAGACCUCCCCGCCACUCCCCCCACCCCCCCGUCGGCUGCCCAGUCAGGACCAGGAGGCCCGCACAUAUUUAUUACAAUCAGUAUUUUGAUCCCUUCCAGCUUUUGUGUAGAAUCAUACUGGUAUUGAAUGUAAGGGAAGCAAGGCCUGUGUUUCAUCUUCCUACAGAACAAAACAAAAGGAGUGAGAGAAGAGCCGUACUCAAGCCGUCUGGUCCAGCCGCUGAGGUUGUGAAACCGCGUGUGUGGGGUUUAAAAGUCACAGCUCACUAGCCAAUACAUGGUAGAAAGUAGCAUUUUCUCUUCAGUUAAUAAUAACAGGUUUGAGGAGGUUGUAUUGAGUUGUUUCUCUUUCAUCCUGGUUCCCUUCCCUCUGGAUCUGGCCUGUGUGGGGCAGAGCCCACGCCCUUCACAACUGACACCACGAAAGGGUUUUAUAUGUUUUAGGUUGCAUUUUGAGACUACUAAGAAUAUGAAUCAAGUCUUGGCAAGAAAUGGGAAGGAAGCCCGAAGAUGGCCUCGUAGAGAACAUGUGAUAUUUUUGCUUACACUCUGCGGCCUGGGGGCUGGCACCCUUUCCUGCCUCCUCCAGGAUGGGCUCCCGGCUCCUGCAGACAGCCCCACUGACGCCACCCCUGCCCCAGAGCUGCGGGGCAGAGAUCUGUGACAAUGAGAUCCAGGCACAGAAAUCAAGGUCAAUCGGUAGCCUCAGUUAGCGUGUGCUUGAAGUGGGACUUCACGCAGCAUGGAAAACACAAGAGGAGCUGCUGGUUUCGCUGCUGAGAUCUGGGAAAUACCGUGGAACACACCGCCCCUGGAGGCUCAAGUCUAGUCUGGUCUCCUUUCCGCAGGCUGCGCCCAGGCUGCUUGAUUCCAGUGUUCUGUCAUUCUGACAGUUGGCAGCUCUGCCAUCUCCGUUUUUACUUUGUUUAAUUUGGGAUUGAGAUCAAAGAAAAACCUAGAGAGACCAGGUUAUCAGGAUCAUUUUUUAAAAUUUUGUGAAGUACUUCCUCAAUCAUCUGUUGAAAUAAUCAUGGUUUAAGGAAAAAGUAAUUAUGAUGUGCAGCAAAUUGCAGAAAAACAGGAUUUGAACCAGUUUAGAGUCUAUUUUUCCUUCAGUGAGAAACUUACCCCUUAAAAUGUUUUCUUGAGGGUUUCAUUGCUUCAGUAAAAGUAACUACAGAUCUCAAGUCUGUGUAACUAAGUUUCGAGUAAAAUUCUUCAAACCAAAUGGAAAUUCUUUUUGCAAUCAUGUAAAUAUUUUAGACUCUAAACUAAACUGGUUUUUCCAUAUUUCCUUAUGGAAAUUUGUUCCGUUCUUUUUCCCAUUGCCUGUUCUGAUGUUAAUUUUUAAUGAGGUGUUUGCUGCUCAGGUGCAGAAUCUUGGCAACUGCCAGGUUGUAUGGUUCCCACCUCUGAGCUCUGCAGACCCCCUCACCUUGUUGUUGGAAGUGGUGAAAGACACUGUAGCAGAACGUAACUUGUUUUCAUUCAGAAUUUAUUUUAGAUACUUUAUUUGGAAAUAGGCACUGAAAAUGGAGGUCCAGGAGCAGUGAGGCUGGGGUGCCUUCACUGUACGUGUGUGUGGGUGUGUGUGUGGGUGUGUGUAGGGGGUAUCCUGCACGUGUAGGAGGCGCCCUGCUGCUGCUGUUGGGAGAACUUCCGGGGCGUGUUUUAAGCGAUCAAACAUAGUUGACUCUUUUGGCUCAAAACAGCAGGACCAGGCCUUACUUUCAUUGAUAAAUACCGUUUGUUCAUAUGUCGCUUUCAGGGUCUCUUUCUUACCCCUUACAAACAAGUCCCAAGUGUCUGAUGACUCUUCUGGGGCAGAAACUGUCUUUUUUCCUGCCUAGUGUGUGUAGAAAGGCCUUUCUCCUUCAGCUUGUGGACACCCAGGUUGCUGUGGCCCCCUACCCCGGAGUCGGGAAGGACCUUGAGCAUGGCCGCGUGUCCUCCUGGCGCUCACAAAGGGCUCGCCUUGAAUGUCACUUGCCCAACGUUGGUCUCCCACCCCAGAGGGAGCCGCCACACCCAGGUCUCUGGGCCUCCUGGGAGGAGACUCGCAUGCAGCCACAACCUCAGGGGGCCACCUCCUCCAACCAACAGCUGCAACUGCCCUGCCUGGCCGCCGCCUCCCUGCAGGCCUCCUGUCUGGAUGAAACAGCAGAACACAAGCGAGCAAAGCUCCCAAAACUCCGUCUGCCUCCCCCGUUCGCCUGACUGUGCGGGCCCCCGAGAAGCCCGCCGACGCCACCACUGGGCCAGGGCGCCUGGCUCCUGCUUCCCCUCGCACUGUGGCCCGGGGGAGGCUGACGCCUUCCUGGGGCACCGUAGCCACAGGCGCCUGCCAUAGCCCCACUAGCUUCUCAGUCAUGCAGGCAAUGCAGCUGCACCUGAUUUGUCUCCUCAAUCUUUUUCUUUCCCCGCUGCCCUUUAUUUAUCAAGCAUAAUAUUACACAGUAAAGAAGAGCAAAUAAGAACUUUGUAGAACCUCACCAAGACUUUGCUAACGAUGAUAUUUGAAAAUGAGAACAACGCUCUGAAAAAUAGCCACCAUCAAAAUAGUUUUGUUGGCACUGUUCACACGCAUGGUACCCCACAUCCCCAGGUUGGGUUUUUGUUUGUUGGUUUUGGUUUUUUUGGGGGCUUUUUCAUGUUACAUCCAUAUCUGUAUUUAUAUCUUAUUUGUUUCACUUUCAAGUGUAUCAUGGCAAAUGUACAGAUUUUCUUUUUUUGUUAAUAAUGUGCUAGGAUUUGCUAAAAAAGGAAACACAAAAACCCUUUUGAGUUUGCCCUAGAAUAAAUGAGACUUAAUUCAA
Odocoileus virginianus texanus is the source of this 7918-nucleotide messenger RNA. The record is from RefSeq and is a predicted model, not a curated record. Lineage: Eukaryota; Metazoa; Chordata; Mammalia; Artiodactyla; Cervidae.